Molecule: messenger RNA, 5361 nt
Organism: Syngnathus typhle (broad-nosed pipefish)
Lineage: Eukaryota; Metazoa; Chordata; Actinopteri; Syngnathiformes; Syngnathidae
Gene: cfap65
Product: cilia and flagella associated protein 65
Exons: 30
Coding region: 1-5361 (1786 amino acids)
Source: RefSeq, a predicted model, not a curated record
AUGUUGGCUGAGUUGGAAGGUCCAAAGACAAAUGGAUCAGACGGACCGUGGACGUCCUCCAUCAUUAUCAGCAAUACCAAACAAGCAGGGACUCAGCACAAGCACCAGCGGCGAGUGCCCGUUCAGAGAAGCUGCUUUCUGGGCCUGGAAACCAAGCCGGAGCUGCUUUGGGAGGACUGGCUUCAGGGCAGAGAAUACACCAAGUCGCUAACGUUAAAAAACAUUAGCCUCAAGCUUCAGAAACUCCACUUGAGACCUCCAUUGACUAAAUUCUUCAGCAUCUCUAGUUCCUGCAACCUCGCUGUGAGCCCAGGGACGUCUUUGACCAUACUGAUCACUUUCAAACCUGCGGAAAAGUGUAAGUACGAGGACAGCCUUGAGUUUGAGGGCAAAGAUGGUCGCUUCCAAGUGUUGCUUCGGGCCGUGGUUCCGUAUCCGGCUUUGGAAGUGCCCGAAGCCGUUCUCCUUCCACUCUGUGCGGUGCAUCAGUCCGUUACUGCGACUUUUCUGCUGAAGAACCUCAGCAAGCUCCGCACGUACUUCAGCUGGGAGUGUCCCGAACCAUUUCAAGUGAGUCCCGAGGAAGGCGUGCUGAAGGCCAGCCAGGAGAUUUCGCUCCUGGUCCUGUUCCAGCCGCAGCAGGCGCUGUUGUACAACAAACGCGCCUUUUGUCGUUUUGGGGAGGAAGGAGAUCAAGCCGAGUGCUGCGCCACGCUGCGACUUCAGGGAGUGGGUACUGACAGCGCUCGAAUGUGCCAACAGCUGAUUCGGAAUGAUUCACCUCUUCCUUUGCGUCUGCUCUUGUGGAAAGCCAAGUACCCGUGUCUUCAGUUGAGAGGCCCGAGUUGGAGAGCGGAUCAACAACACGGCGGCCCCGUGGUUAACUUUGGCUCUGUCGCCGUCGGGCAACGUUUGCAGAAAUGUUUUGACAUUUGUAAUCCCUCGCAUGUGACUGCUUUUUUUUCCCUGACCCGCCUUUCGGGAGGGGUGCCCCUGUUGGGGUCCGACUUUGUCUGUGAUGUCACCAGCGGUCGAGUGGCCCCAGGCGCAAGCGUGACGGCCAAAGUCGCCUUUGCGCCGACUGUCGCCGGUUCCGUCUCUGUUGACUAUUUGACUGCGGAAUGCAAAGGGGCGCUCAACCAAACGGUGCUCAAGCUCAUCGGGCACUGCGCAGGUCCCAAGUUGUCUUUUUCUUCAUCGGUGGUUGACUUUGGCUGCGUCCGAGUGGGAGCCGCCGCGUCGCAGACGAUGGAGCUGAUCAAUUCUUCGUGCGUCCAGGCGACCUUCCAGUGGGACCUCGACUGCGCCGGGCACAGCGUGUUCAGCAUCCAACCUCAGUGCGGCACCUUAGCCCCCAAGAGCCGUGUCGCGCUGACGGUCACCUACCUGCCCACCGUGCCUUUUGCCCAUCGCAGAAGCGUGCCCUGUUUCAUACUGCACGGAGAUCCGUUGUUCCUGGACCUGAUUGGUACGUGUCACUCAGAUCUCCAGAAACCGGCCGUCCUUAAACCAGAACAUUUAGCAAGCGGUCCAGAUGAUUGGUCGGACGUCAUUAGCGCCCUACUGCCAAGCAACAGCACGCAGCUAGAUCCGCAAGCGUUCUGCAUAUCUGCGACCGAGAAAUCAAGCCGCCUAUCCAAUAUCUCGACGGCGCGGUCCAUGACUCCCAGGGAAGACAGCGACGAAGCGGAUUCGCUGUCUUCAUCGUCACCGUCCACACGCGUGUCGGUGGCGCCCAGCGAGCUGCUGUUUAAUCAGGUCACCACCUCCGUGCCCACGUCGACAUCCUCGUCACUUUCUCAGGGCGUGGCCGUCACCAAUAACUCCACUGCCAAAAUCACCCUGGUGUGGACCAACGCCCGCGACUCUCCAUUCUCCAUCUCUCCGUGGACAUGUGACCUGUCCCCGCUCAAGUCCACCUCGUUCAGAGUGACUUACAACCCGAAGGAACGCAACGCGCUGCACGCGGCUCAACUCGAGUGCUUCGCUGUCCAGCUAGCUAGCGGGGGGCAGAUAAGUCCACCCUGUUGCGUCAUCGUCCGAGUCAUCGGACACUCCUUUGAGCGUGGCAAAGAGCACUUCUACCCACAAUGCUCUCUCGAGCCAAGUACAGUGGAGUUUGCGGGCCUUAACGUUCGAACCUAUAAGACCUUGCUCCUGCGCAAUCACGGCGAGCAUCCGCUCACCUUCUGCCGGAGCCUCAACGAAAGCGUGGACCCCGCGGCGGAAGCGUCGGUGUCCAUCGUGCCGAGGUGCGGCUUGCUCCUGCCCGGGGCUCACCAAAUCCUCACCGCCAUCACCGCUCCCAAGGAAGACUCGCCCCCGGAGGGAAUCAAGCUGCGCCUGCAGCUUAAUUCCAGCCAAUGCACAAAGGAAAUUACGGUUAUCAGCAAACUGGAGACCAUCAGCGUGUCGUUCGAGGGAGGUGGCAUCAUAUAUUUCCAAGAUACAUCGGUGGGCUCGCCCAGCAAGCGGACGCACCUCAUCAGAAACGUCUGCCGCGUUCCUCUCGGCUUCCGGUGGAACAUCCGCUACUUGGACCAACAUCUCAUCUCCGUUCAGCCGGAUGCCGGCGAACUGCAAGUGAAUGAGAGCGUGCAGCAGAAAUGGUCUUUUAAUCCAAAGGAAGAGAAAACGUAUGUACUUCAACCCGCGCUGAGCUUCUGGCCCCUUGAAAACCCCGGCUCGAAAAAUUCCAUCGUCACCCUCCAAGUCAUGGGAAAAGGCGCCAAAGGUUCCAUCCAGGCACUUACAGAAAUCUUUGAGAUGGGAGAGACGCUGGUGGGACGUGCUCAGUCGCUUGACAUCCCCCUGGUGAACAACAGCACCUGCUCCAUCUCCUUCCGAAUUUGCAUUGAGCAGACGCUGCGAGACGAGCAACCUCAUCAGGACUUUCAACCUGCCGCGACCGCAUUGCAACUGGACUGCACGGGGGGAACCGUGGCCUCGCGCUCCACCUUCAUGCUGCGAGCCACGUUUCGGCCCGAUCGCCAAGCCCGCUACCGCUGGACCAUCAGCUACCAGACACUGAGUUGCAGCGGUACAUCCGGAAAGCACCAAACACACACGUUGCUCCCUUCUCAUUUGGUCUCUCUCGUCCAAGGUGUGCUGCUGUCCCCUCCGCAAGAGGUGUGCGAGGUGCGGGCCAACGGCGUGUUCCCCAUCGCCCAGGUGAGCGACGUGGGCAGCGGCGGCGUGGCGGCCUGGCUCAACAAAUCCUACGUGUGGAAGCUGCUCUCGGUGGACAGCCUCAACGCGCAGCUGCUCUCCAUGCCCUCCCCCGUGGAGCACACCUAUAGGAACCCGAGACGGCACAGUAUGCGCACGUACCCGUCCAUCCUGAUCAAAGCCAUGCUGGAUUUCAACUUUGGCGCGGCGCCGCUGAAUUCCGAGCCGUCCACUUUUGCCGUGGCGUUUCACAACCCCGGCAGCAUCCCCGUCGAGUGGACCUUUUUGUUCCCAGACGACCAACAGGUGGACUUCAAGCACUGGAGUCGGGGCCAGGAGUUGGGUCGCAACGAGCUCGAACUGAUGCAGAUCGGGGAACUUUUCAGCGUUUCGCCCCUUUCGGCCACUCUGCUGUCCGGAGAGCAGAAAUCGGUCCAGUUCACCUACAGCCACGCGGUUGCCGGGACGCAUCAGCUGCCGGUCAUAUUGAAAAUAUCACACGGCCGAGAGAUCUUGCUGCUCUUGCAAGGCGUGACGGUGGAGCAAGAGAGAGCCUAUCUGUACUUUUUAUCCAGGCAUCAUGUUUUCACUCCCAUCAUGACGGGGGGGUUGACGCCUCCAUUGCAGGUGGGAGACGUGGAACGUGGCUCGCCACGAAACCGGGCCGACGCGCGUUUGUCUUUGCAGACGUACGAGCUUUACAACGGCGGCGACGUUCCCGUCCAUUACGAAGUGGACGGCGACGUGCUGUCGCAGCUGCAAGAGAGCAACUUCAAUCAGCCGCUGCUGAGCUGCCUCAACCCGGCGGGAGUCGUCCUACCCGGGAAGACGGCCAAGCUGGAAUUCAUUUUCUCCCCGCUGGAGGCCAAGAUGCACAGCAUGGACGUUCCCAUUCACAUCCGACACGGCGAAACCGCCACCGUGAGGUUCGAGGGCCUCGGCUUCGAUGCUCACGAAGACGUGUGGCCGAGCGGUGAGAGCACACCCGCCGCCCGAGUGCGCAGGAUCGCCCUCCCCGGGCAGCGUGCAUUCCUUUCUGCGGACAAUAUCGCUCUGGGGGAGCUGCCGGUGUGCUCGCAAUCUUCCAGAAUCUUCUUCCUCACCAACGUGUCCUCUGAAGAAAUCUUCUUUAAAUGGUGCUUGACUCAGGUGAUCCGGAUCCAGCCUAAACAAGGCCUCCUGCGUCCGGGAGAGCGCAUCAUUUGUGUGCUGACCUUCAUGGCCACCGACUUCCCAACCGUUCAUUAUCUGGACAUCGUCUGUCAGCUGACCGAGCAGGCGGCGCUGGUGCAAUAUUCGGCCUCGCUGCAGCUUUGGGAGCAGGAACGAGAGCAGCGGCAACACGAGUUCACCAUCACCGAGCGGGACCUGGCGGAAAGCCGAAAAGUUCCCAGCGACAAGGUCUCGCCGCAGACGCAGCUGGGCAAAUACAAGACGCUUCCGCCAAUUUGUAGCCGGGUAGCGCGAGCGGAGCAGCGGGCUCAGGCCGAAGCCGACAAACUGGCCAAACGCCCGACGCUACCUCAGCCUUCGUUGCUGCAUCUGGAAGUGACGGCGCGCACCUACCGCUGGCAGGAAUACCUCCGAUACUUCCCCGACCGAUUCAAUCAUCUCUUCAGGUGCUUCCGAACCAUCAAGCCUUUGAGGCCUAAACUAUUGUGCAACACUCUACUUCAAGAGGGACGCCCGUUGCAGAAGCUGGGCCCCGAGCGACACUUCCUCGAGCAUAUUCUCACUUCUCUCAUCAGGAGCAUACUGGAUAACGAGGCCUUUUCGCAGUCUCUGCUCACUUUGGCAUCCAAGCCGCUUUUCUACAAGCCCAAAGUCAUCUUCUCCGCUCCUUCGUCAAUACCGCAACCCCUGAUCGGGUUGGAGGAGACAAAUCCCGAACUGCACUUCAGCGCCGACGGCUCGGCAGCGGCGGGAGGCGCCAAGCUGAGAAUGGGGCAGUGCGCUGAGCGCAUACCGGUGGACGUGUUGAACGAUAUCUUACUCAACACCCUCCAGAACGUGAUGAUGGAGGCCGUCAGAGGAGAGCUGGACCUCAUCGAGUCUUCGCCAAAUGUCUCGAUCAGAUCCAGGAGGCACGCCGGUGGCAAAGUCAAGAAGGACGACAAGGAGACAAGCCCAAACACAGCAACGCCGGCUGAUAAAAGCUCGUCGUCAACAGAGCAGCACACAGACACAAGUUAA